CAGGUGUGUCUUCUGUCUCAGUGUUUUGGUGCUUAGAUAGAAACUCUUAUUUGAAAUGAAUUUGAAACAAAGAGGAUACAGCUUCUGUGUCCUUCUCAUUUACACCAUCACAAUAAUAUCUUGUCAGCCCUCUUUAUCACAACCUGACGCCCGUUUGAUUUUUCAUAAUGACCGGAGCAGCGUUUUAACGGCUGUAGGCAUCACCCACUCCGAUAACCGAGAGGACACAGAGUGGAUACACCGUCACUCAAGGCUGGGAGAAGAGGCGAGGAACCUCCGGGGCGUUAACAACAGGGACACACAGAUAGAAACCACCGGAGGGCCUCAACACACACUCAAACUCAAAAUGGCGUCAGCUUUAACUGAUAAAAGCCUCAAAACCAGAAACAAACUGAAGAGAAGCGAGCAGGAGUGGAUGUAUACGUCAUUUAAUCCUCCAAAUAAAGACUGCACUGAAGGGAAGAUCCAACAUGUCGUCCCUGGAGAGUUUUACAUCUCAGGUCAACUUGAAGAGAAUCCUAAUGUGGGAUAUCAGUCUGAUUCUGCUGCUCAAGUCCAGGCUGAGGGAGGCCAGGAGACCACCACAGGUCAGCGGCUCAGCGGCUCAGACGAGAGCUGGCAGAGGCUGCAGCCUGUGGUGGAGUGUGGAGACGACGCCAUGACCCUCACUGUCAGGAGGAGACGAGCUGUGCAACUACAGCUGGACCGAGUGAAUGAGUCAUCCGUGCCCCUGUCCAGGCUGCCACCUCAGUGUGGUUACUUUGUUCAGACCACAUGGAGAGACCUCAGUCUGAUGGCUCAAUAUGAUGCCUGCCACAUCACAGUGGAGGACGACAGCUAUGUGUUGCCUCUGCUGUGGAGAGGGACUCCAGUCAAGAUGUCCUGCCCAGUGUCUCAGAUCCAGCCUCAGGCUGCGGUCCCGCCCUCCCUCUGCUGCUCCCUGUAUGGUAUGACUGUCAGAGUGCAGGGAGACUCUGCUACAGAGGAGCUGAGGGUGAACGUCAGAGGAGAGUGGACCCCUCUAGUGGUGUUGGCUGAGCAGUGUGGCUACACUUUGGACAGACGAGACGCAGAGAUCGUAAUCACUGCUCCAUUCGUGACAUGUGGCAUCAUAGUAAAGGAUGGAAAACACACACUUUCUCUUCAGAUAGGAGAGAACACAUUCACACUGGCCUGUCCCAUAUCUCUGCCUGAAGAACUCCCACUGACCCAUCAGCCUCUGGCCAACAGCCAUCAUCAUCUAACCACAUGGCACAUGCCAGAAUCCCUGGAGUCUUUUCCCUGGGCUCCACCUUUCUACCUGGCCCCGCCUUACUACCCCCACCCUACAUAUCACCACAAGUAUCCAAGUCCUGAUGGACACGAUGCGUUUAACCCUCCUUCUCCCUCAUCUGUGACUCCUGAGCCUACAUCUGGUCCCCAGCCUCUCCAUCCUUAUGAAAUUCCUGUGAGGGAGUCUUAUAAACAUUUUGAUGUCCACAGUUCUCUGUCACAUACAGAUGAGGAGGAUUCAGGUGGUUUGUAUCCAGAUCUGCAACAAAAGCAAGAAACUCCAGUCUUUGGUGUGUCUGACGGCCACGGUGCUGCUCACGCCCCCUCCUCGGAUACAGGCCUUCCUACUCAAGCUGAACCACCUCCUCUCCAGCCCCCCAGCCAUGCCUUCAAUCCAUACUAUCACUACUACCAUCACCCUAAAAUCCCUCUUCCUGGUCCAACUCCAGAUCGUGAUCCAAAGUCUUUAACAAAUGCUCACAACCCUGAACAGCCAGUGUUACCCGCUGACGUGCAGUCUGAGGCUCUCCACAGAGUCAACUCACAGCAGCUCCUUCAGCCGGUGCCUGAGGCCGCCUCUCAUCCUUACACUGCUCCUCCCAAAGCCUCUGCACCUCAGACACCUCAUCCUCCACAGCCCUAUCCAUACCACUACUAUUACUUUCCACAUGUUGCUAAAGGCGAGGCUAAAAGAGUGGCUCCUCUCAGCUCUGACAAAGCUGCAGAAACUAAAUUAUCGUCGAGCACCUUGGUUCAUCCGCAGCCUCGCUCGUCACAAGUGCACGACCAAUACUACUUAAAUCCUGACAUAGAUCAGCCAGAUGAGGUGAUUGAUUAUCCUAAAAAUAUCCACCCACUUUUAUCUGAAGAAGAGCUGCAUGAAAAGAAGAGACACUCUGCUCCUGUGACUCCUGCAGUCCAAUCUCCCCUCCCUAUCAGUAGUAAUCCUCCUGGAGCAGACACUAUUAGACCUCUACCUCCUAAACAACCCUCGUUCCCCACUCCAUCACCCAUCCAUAAUCUCCCUGCUAACCCGUACUACCACCACCCUUAUUAUCACUACUAUCAGAUGUAUUAUGGACCUGAGAGUUUACCCAGUGCUGACAGUCGUGUGUCUCCACCUCCACCUCCACCUCAAGAAGCUUUGGACCCUUUGCUUGAAGCAUCUCCCUCCACACCACCGCCCCAUCGCAAACAUCAAACCACUGCUCCACCCACAAAAUCAAUGUACAAUGUUCACAACGGCCCCAUUCAUCCAUACUACUAUUAUUACCACCACUACUUCCAGCCUGAAGCAUCCGUGCAGGAACUACACCCUGCAGGCAGUAUGAACCCUGAGAAAGCAUCAACAUCAGAAUCUCCGCCUCCAUCUGACUACAGGGGGAUGGACUGGCAGGUUCAUGCUGCUGAGGCAGGAUAUCCCAGCAUCCCUCAGCUGCUGCACAGCUCCGUGUAUAGCCUCGAUUCCCAUUAUGUCACUCAGCAACAUCCAUAUGUUCCCUUUGGGCAUCCUGGUGGAGAAGAAGCAGAAGACAGGCAGGAUAAUAAAAUGAAAGAUCAGCUCCAGGCUGGUCCGUACACUCCCUCUGCUGCCUUGCCCUGUGGCCUUGGCCUUGUGUCAGACUCUGACUGCAGCAUGUCUUUAGGCUGCUGCUCGUACCCUGUGAACGACUGUACAGUGGGACAGCAUUUAGUCUUUGCGGUGCCCGACUCUGUGGUGGAGCCCACAGUGGCCCUGCCUGCUCAUCCCACUGAGGCCAGUAAUGUGUCCUGCACGCUGCAGAAGCUGACCUCUGACCCGCACAUCUACACUGUCCCGCUGGACGGCUGUGGAGUAAACAAACAAGUGUUUGGUCAGACAGUGGUUCAUCUGUUGGAGGUCCAUGGUGUCCACGCUCUGCAGGACAACUCUCCUGUCAGGUUGAUGGUGGAAUGUAGUUCCUCUCUAGGUUCUCCAGGUGAAGUGAGGCUCCAUGUGUUGGAUCAACCUCCUCCACCUCCCCUUCAGUCUCCACCAGCCACUGUCACUGUGCAGUUGAGAAUUGCCACAGACUACUCCUUCACCAGCUUCCACCCUGAGGCUCACCUUCCUCUCAGCUUCCUGCGAGGCACACCUGUUUAUGUGGAGGUGAGCCUGCUGGAGGCCCCAGAGCCCGGACUGGUGCUGCUGGUUCACUCCUGCGUGGCUUACACUCAGGCUCCGUACACCAGCUGGAUGCUGGUUUAUGACGGCUGUCCCAGCCGGAGUGAUUCACAGCUGCUUCCUUCCCCACACUCUGAUCCCCACCACAUCCGGAGGAUCUUAAUCUCUGGCUUCCUGUCCCUGCCCUCAGAAAGUCCCUCCUAUAUGACUGAAGGAGGACAGCCUCACCUGGAGGACCCUGAGAUCUACUUCCUGUGUUUGACAGAAGUGUGCUCUGCUGCAGAUGGUGACUGCACCGUCGGCUGCAUCAACAGUCCCAGCAGUGACGUGUGAGCAAUCAAAUAAACACUUUUACACAACUGCA
This is a messenger RNA of Epinephelus lanceolatus (giant grouper), 3779 nucleotides long. RefSeq lists its product as uncharacterized. The record is from RefSeq and is a predicted model, not a curated record. NCBI's taxonomy places the organism in Eukaryota, Metazoa, Chordata, Actinopteri, Perciformes, Serranidae. Gene Ontology annotation, molecular function: structural constituent of egg coat; acrosin binding. Gene Ontology annotation, biological process: binding of sperm to zona pellucida; prevention of polyspermy. Gene Ontology annotation, cellular component: egg coat.